Mercenaria mercenaria is the source of this 2066-nucleotide messenger RNA. RefSeq names its product solute carrier family 22 member 4-like. NCBI's taxonomy places the organism in Eukaryota, Metazoa, Mollusca, Bivalvia, Venerida, Veneridae. Gene Ontology annotation, molecular function: transmembrane transporter activity. The record is from RefSeq and is a predicted model, not a curated record. The transcript has 8 exons. The coding region runs from base 305 to 1846 and encodes 513 amino acids. Gene Ontology annotation, biological process: transmembrane transport. Gene Ontology annotation, cellular component: membrane.
ACUUGAAAUGAACACGUCUUCUAUCGACUUUGGACAAGGCCAAUAGGGAAUAUUUUAAUUGGAUUAAUUUUGUGAUAUACUUAAAUUCUGCAUAUCCCAUGCCAGUUUUGCUCCCCAUUGUUGGUCAUACAAAAAUAACUUGCUAUGCCAACAUAACAGUGAAGAAUGUAUUUCUGUAGAUAUAGUUUAUUAUUUACACUUUAUUUUUAAAAAAUAUAUAUAUUGCUUUUUACAGAUGUAACAAAAUCAAAUGAAGUAGUAAAUUUUAAGUUAAUCAGAAGCGGUUCCAGUUCACGUACAAAAAAUGACUUAUAACGUAUUACUUGAAGACCUUAUCACGGAUCUUGGAGGAUGCGGACUUUAUCAAUGGCUUUUGGCUGCCAUCGUUCAUGUUGGAAAGACAAUAGCGACAUGGAGCAUGAUAACAAUGACAUUUGCUGGACAGGACCCAGGAUUCCUGUGUUACAAUGGACAGUAUGGGAACAAUGAAUCAGUUGCUCACAGUUAUAACGACACUCUCGAGGACAAAUGCAACGUAAAUAGCAGCAGUUGUACGGAUUAUGUGUUCCAAACUCAUAUGAAGACUGUUGUAUCUGAUUUUGACCUUGUAUGUGACAAGAAAUGGAUUUCAGCAACAAUAACAACGAUACAAAUGGGUGGAGUACUUCUUGGAUGCAUUGUUUCAGGACAUUUAGCUGAUAUGAUUGGCAGGAAACCGACUUAUUUUCUUGCCAUUUUUGCGACGGUUGCUUUUAAUCUAGCUGGUUAUUUUUCACCAUCAUGGCAGGUAUACGCUGCCUUGCGAUUCCUUAUUGGUAUAGGUGUUGGAUUUUACUUAACGGUACAGUACAGCUUCACUAAUGAGUUUGCUUCUGCUAAAUGGAGGCCACCUAUAGUAACUACACCGUCUUGGGCAUUGGAGUCCAGCCUCUUUGCCUUGGUUGCAUGGGGAUUUCAUGACUGGAAGAAAAUACAUCUUGCUAUUGCUAUUGUAGGAGCACCUUUUCUAUUAGCAUGGUGGAUAAUGCCGGAAAGUUUCCGUUGGCUGGUUACAAAGCAACGUUUUAAACAAGCAGAGAGAGUUGUUAACAUUAUCGCUAAGGUCAACAAGGCGGAGAAGCCAACACUUGACAAAAUAUUUGCAGAGGCAAAACUAGAAACAAAUCAACAGGCUACAAGCAAACGAUACAGCUUUCUGGAUCUUUUCCGAACAAGAGAGAGCACAAAGACCACUAUUGGCCUUUUGUUUGCAUGGUUUGCAGCCAGCUAUGGGUACUAUGGUAUAACAUUUGGUGUGAAGAGUUUAUCAGGAGACUUGUAUUUGAACAUGUUUCUUAUUAAUGUGGUGGAAACUCCAGUUAUGGUUUUAACGGCAUUUUUGGUCAACUGGUUUGGCAGGAAGAAAGUGUGUUUCACAUUUUACGUACUUGCUGGUGUAACAGGAAUUGGAGUUGGUGUCAUACAGUACUUUACAUUACCAGUGAAUGGACAACUUACCAAUGCUAUUGCACUUCUGUCAAAAUUAAGUGUAGGGUGUGGCUGGCAAGCUAUGAUAGUUUAUACCACUGAAAUAUACCCAACUGUUGUCAGAACGAUUGCUUACGGCGUUCAUAGCACAGCCGCUCGAGUCGGUGGCAUGGUUGCACCACAAAUUGUUUUCUUGGACGACGAGAUACCAGGGAUUCUAUAUUUUCUCAGUGGUGUGCUGAUGAUGAUCUCAGCUGUCAUUAUGAUGCUGUACAGGGAAACUAAAGAUGCUGUGCUAGAAGAUAUGUUAGAUGUAGAUAUUAAAGUAGACGGCAGAGAAAAAACGGUUGACAAUAUUGAAACAUCGACUCAUUUGUAAUGAGACAUUCCAAGUGGUUUCAAAAGCACUGGUUAAUUUUUUAAACAAAAAAGUCUGCUGUGAAUAUUUUAUUUUUCAUUACCAAAACAGACAUUUACACAAGUAUGUGUUUAUACAAGAAAGACUGUAAUAACAAAGAGCCCAUUCUAGAUACUCAGGAAACAUUUUGUAAUGAACCAACAGUGCAUAUCAAGAUCUUCGAAUUGCCUUACUUUGUAAU